Ctenopharyngodon idella (grass carp) is the source of this 5333-nucleotide messenger RNA. RefSeq names its product BicC family RNA binding protein 1a (gene bicc1a). Gene Ontology annotation, cellular component: cytoplasm. Gene Ontology annotation, molecular function: RNA binding; protein binding. The record is from RefSeq and is a predicted model, not a curated record. The transcript has 20 exons. Lineage: Eukaryota; Metazoa; Chordata; Actinopteri; Cypriniformes; Xenocyprididae. The coding region runs from base 363 to 3311 and encodes 982 amino acids.
GCUUGCAGGAGAAACUAGGCAAGCGAACUGGAUAUGAUGAUGAGAAAGUUUGGGAGGAGAGUGGGCGGUUAUCCUGACACGUGAAUGCUCCCAUAGGAGCAUAAUCCAUCCAUGCAUCCAUGUCCUCCAACUAUAGUGUGUUCUGGUCCUGGAGCCAGAGGAAAAGUGGAAGGGAGAGGAAUCAAGGGGCAGACUGAUUUUCUCGGGGGCAGUAACUGGCCAGAGGAGCUUUAAGGGACUUCAAAGGCAGGAUAGGAAAAACUUGCCUGGACAUCGGAAUGUUUUUCUCCUAAUGUUGAUUUGCCGUUUACCUCUUUCACAUAAAAACCCUGUUUAGUAAGUUUGAAACACUUUAAAGCGCAAUGGCUGAGCCACUGAGUUUCAUGCAUCAUGAUCAUGGUUCCAGCAGCGAGCGGAGUAACGACUCACCGUCUGCCGUGUCUGAGGAUGACUCUAGCGGCCACUGCGGCCACAUCUCCCCGCCUGACCCAGACUGGACCGAGGAGAGGUUUCGAGUUGACCGCAAGAAACUAGAAACUAUGUUACUGGCAGCCAGUGAGGGGAGAAUAAAUGGAGGAGAGGAUUUUUUUCAGAAGAUCAUGGAUGAAACAAACACUCAGAUUGCUUGGCCGUCCAAACUGAAGAUUGGAGCAAAGUCCAAAAAAGAUCCACAUAUUAAGGUCAGCGGAAAGAGGGAAGAUGUGCGAGAGGCCAAAGAGAAAAUAAUGUCCGUUCUUGACACAAAGAGUAAUCGUGUGACCCUGAAGAUGGACGUAUCGCACACAGAACACUCACAUGUUAUUGGGAAAGGAGGGAAUAACAUCAAACGAGUUAUGGAAGAGACAGGCUGUCACAUACACUUCCCUGACUCCAACAGGCACAGCCAGGGGGAAAAGAGCAACCAGGUGUCGAUAGCGGGGCAGCUGACUGGUGUAGAGGCAGCACGAGUUAAAAUACGGGAGCUGUUGCCGUUGAUGCUGAUGUUUGAAUGCAGUGGGGUGGUGCAGCAUGUGGACUGUAGCUCUUCUGUAGUUCAGCAUAUCUCCCACACUUGCAAUGUCUCCAUCUCCUUCAAACCACCCUCCCGUCUCUAUGGCAACACCGCCAUCGUCCGUGGCAACCAGAACAAUGCCAGUGGCGUUAAGCGUGGUACGGCUUUGUUAUUGGAGCACCUCGCUGGGUCUUUGGCCAGCUCAGUGCUGGUCAGCACACAACUGGACAUCGCACCCCAGCACCACCACUUCCUUUUGGGCCGCAACGGAGCCAAUGUCAAGCACAUUAACCAGUGCACUGGAGCCCAUAUACACUUCCCCGAGCUCAACACGCACACCAGCCGCUCUGCUGUCUACAUACAGGGCAGCAUUGAUGCCGUAUGUGCAGCUAGACAGCAGCUUAUGGGGUGUCUUCCAUUGGUGCUGCUGUUUGACAUUAAGGAGGAGACAGAGGUGGCAUCUCAGGUCGUCACUACACUUAUGGAGCAGCUAGACGUCUUCAUCAGUAUUAAACCCAAACCGAAACAACCCAGCAAGUCUGUGAUAGUGAAGAGUGUGGAAAGGAAUGCUGGGAGUAUGUAUGAGGUACGCAGGAUCCUGUUGGGGCUGGAGUCCAGCAGUGUGCCCUCUUCUAUCAACCAUGUCUCUGCUAAUGGACAUGCUCCUGCCUCCCCUCCCCUGAUUGGCUCCAUUGGACUGGACACCCUAGCUUCAGCUGAACUGAGGCUAAGAACUCUGGCUGGUAUUCUAAGGUCUGUCAGCCCCAUUCCUAAUGGUUCCCCAAACUGUGUUCUUAAUGGACACGGCUUGAGCAUUCAGAAAGGAGCAGUGAAGAACGCGCAACACAUUCAUACACCUGCUCACACACACUCCCACACAUCUGCUCACACUGCUUCACUCUGGGCCAGUGCGCUUAGUUCAACAGCUAACACAUCAGGGUUUUCCACAGAGCUGAUGUUGCAGUCAGUGUCUCAGACGACUCUCAGUGGUCUUCUGCUCUCAGGGGUCCAGAGUCAAGCACACGCUCACACACCAUCCCCACCACCUGGACUUCCACCAAUACACAAACCAGCCAAUGCAGAAACUCUCAACGGACAUCUCGCAAAUUCUGUGUACAGCCGAAUCUCCUCUGUGUCACUAAACCCCACCCACAGUGACACAGCCCAGGAAGUCAUUGGACACUCCCAAUCUGAAUCCAUUUCUAAUAAAUCUACAGAUGAAGGCUCAGAUACAUUUGUUGAAGUGGGCAUGCCCAGAAGCCCAUCUCACUCAGCCAAUGGGAGUGAGCUGAAGCAGAUGCUGGCCUCUUGCACAGUGUCGUCAGGGAAACUUCUACAGAGAACCAAGAACUCACUUCUUCAUGUUGAGUGUGUGUUGGCCGAUUCUGAUUGUGAGAAUUCAAUGGCUGAUAAAAGAGCACCAGGAAGUGAGAGAGCUGCAGAAAGACGACUUGGACCGCAUAUGCAGGUUUAUAUACACAUACACACACUGCACUCGUAUACAAGUGUACACAAUCUAAACAUAUUUACACGGAAUUUGUGUUUGAAUGAUUUUCAGGCUUUUGACUAUGAGAAAAAGAAGCUACUGGCCACCAAAGCCAUGCUGAAGAAGCCGGUUGUGACAGAGAUUCGGACUCCCACAGAUACCUGGAGCGGAUUGGGCUUCUCUAAAUCAAUGCCAGCGGAGAGCAUGAAAGAGCUGCGCAGGGCACACCAUGUGCCGUAUAAACCCAGCAUGAGCACAACUUAUGAGGACUCUCAUCUCUCUGUGUCACACUCUGGUAGCCAGGAAGGUUUGGGUAAUGACACAAAAUCCGAUAAUUGGGGGGAUUUGAAUGGGAAUGUUAACAUCAAUGGGAACGGACUGUCAGGAAAUUCAGAAUUUUCCCCUGCUGUCAGCAGCCCAAAGAGAAUCAAGAACAAAUCUUUAGGUGAGCAGUAUCUCAGCAGCAGUAAUUAUAUGGACAGUAUCUCUAUGUCUGGCAGUAAUGGCUGCUCUCUCAGCUCCUCUCUAAAAGGAACAGAUCUACCGGAGCUCUUCAGCAAACUCGGUCUCGGCAAAUAUACAGACAUCUUCCAGCAGCAGGAGAUUGAUCUGCAAACAUUUGUUACACUAACGGAUCCAGAUCUGAAGGAACUGGGAAUCACAACUUUUGGUGCUCGCAGGAAAAUGUUACUGGCGAUCUCAGAGCUGAAUAAGAGCAGGAGGAAGCUUUUUGACUCGCCCAACAUUCGCUCUUCCUUCCUAGAAGGCGGGGCCAGUGGUCGUCUGUCACGCCAAUUCCACUCAGACAUGGCGAGUGUCAGUGGUCGCUGGUGAUCUCUUACCUGUAGGAUUCUGGACCACAAACCACUUCAUACUGGACUCUGAUUGAUAUAGAAAGCCAAAAAGUGAUGCAGAUUCUUUUCGAUCUAAAAAAUGUGGUGGGAUGUUAUUAAGGUUGCUUUUUGUCUGUGCCUAAAAAUAAAUUAAGGGAAUAUAUUCAAUAUCGUUUAGAGAAUGUGCCAUUAAUAUGAUCUUGCAUUUACUCUGGGAGAACAGGCAAAGCACAGAGUUUAAAACUAACCAUACUGUCAGCAAGAGCGCUUCGGUAUUGGUGUCUAGCACUUUAAUCUUGUAAACUCUGCUGUUUUUGCCAGUAGGUUGUAUGCAACGUCUUUUGUAAUGUCGGACUGUCCAGUGUUAAAGCCAAACGAGUGCACUUAUUUUGCAGGUAAUUCCAGAUCACACACAAAGAUCAUCUGCUCGGUAAUCACAACCAGCUGAUGCUUAUGUUGUUUACCAGACUGUUAUAUUCAUGUUCAGUGUUUAAUUACUCAUUGGUCAUUGUGGUAUUGUUGUAUUUUAAUACAUUUUAUUUUAUAGUUUAUGUUUUCAUAUUUUAUGUUAAUCUUUUUAAAAGGCAUUAUCAGUUUACUUUUUUUAUUUUUACAUUGUUUAUUGUUUAGUCUGUUGUCUGAUUCAUCAGAACGCCGCACAGUCAUCUCAAACAGAUGUCAGUCAUUCUUUUGGUGUAAAUGAAGUCUUUGGUUUUCUGAAGAAGAGCAGGAUGUUAUAAAAUUCCCGUGAUUUGUUUAGGAAAAUCUGUUUAAUCAUUAUUUACAUAUACUUGUAGCACAAACAUCAAAUUUAAGCUGCAUUAGUACUUUUCAAGUCUAAGCCUUUUGAUGUUUGCAUAAUAUAUAAUGGAAUUAAUUUCCUUUGUAUGUGCAAACAUGUUAUGUAUCUGGCAGGUGUUUUGUCAUGGUUUGUGUGUAUAAAUGUGUAGGUGUGUACUUGUCCUUUAGCUUAAAGCCAUAAAUGAAACUCAAGGGCUACUGUUGGUAAAUUUGAUUAUUCAAAACCUUGACCAGAUAUUACUUUUUUUUUCAUUUGUUAAAGUUUUUGAUUUGUUUUGUUCUUUUCCAGCCAGAUUGUGUAUAUCAAUAGAAGUAUUCACAGUAAAUCAGUGUUAGCCGAUUUUUCUAUUUUUUAUUAUUUGUUUACAUUUGCAUAAGGUUUGUAGUACAUUCAAGGUACAGCCUACAAAGAAGAAUGUAUAACGCAUGGAAAGAGCUUUCUGAAAUAGAGCUAUUUUUAAGCCAUCUGCCGUUAAAUACUUCAUAAGAAACCAUACUAAUCUGUUUUAUAUGCUUUUUUUUGUUUGUUUUAUGGAAGGAAAAUAAUGACGGUCUUUAAAAUAUUGCACAAAAUACUUGUGGUACUCUUGUAUUAUUGCUCAGAGAUAUUAAGUGCUUGAUUGUAGGUCCAAAGUGAAAAUCUCAUAAAAUUCAUGUGCAAAAUAUGGACUUUUAGAGAUUAAAUUUCUCACUAUAGUGGAACCAGUGUAUGUGGUUAGUGAGCAGGGUUUGUGAUCAAGGUUCAUUAUAUAUAAUUUUUUUUUUUUUUUUUUUGCAUCUGACAAAUCAUGUGUUCAUUCAGUUAUUUUCCACUUGUCACCUGAAAUAACUGUUUUGACAGUGCCAUUAUUUUUUUUUUUUAUUAUUUUUAUUUCUUCUGAGGGAACAACUGUGUCCUGUUUUUUGGUUAUGCUACCUUCCUCCUGGACUGUUUUCAUUUUCUUUUGGAUGUGACACUGGCAUUUGCAUCAUGUUUAAGUCUUUGACAAAGGGAACAAUGUUCAUGUUUUUGCCUUGUGAAAAUGUUCUAUAAAUUCAAAUCGGUGUCUCCUAAAAUGGACAGAAGCCAUUUACUGUCUGUGAUUGUGAGUGUUGUCAGAGUAUUUCUCUCUGAAAGUAACAGGAAAAAAAUGGGGAUUUAAAACAAAAGCGAAAGAACAAAAAUAUUUGAAAUGUUCUUUUUGGUUUUGUUCUAGAAAAUAAAAAAAUGUUUGCAAGUAAA